AGAGGCCUGUAAUUCCAUAUUGACCUUCUUAUCUGAUAUCUUUGAUCUCUCAAGCUCUAGUUGUGGAGCUGAGCUCCAAUCAAUUAGGGACACUGUGGUACUCCCUCGAGGUGCAAGCCUCACCAGAAUAUUGAUAGCCUCAUUAACUGGGGCACUUCCAAGUUCUCGAUUGGAGACGGUAUCAUAUGCCCUGCUGGCGCUGACUAGAACAUAUGGCACCAAGGCACUGGAGUGGGCAAAAGAGAGUGUCUCAUUGAUACCACUGACAGCUGUGACUCAGGUGGAGCGUUCAAGAUUCUUUCAGGCAUUAUCGGAGGCAGCAGCAGGAGCUGAUAUCAAUUCCCUAAUUGUUCCUGUUGAGGAGCUUUCAGAUGUUUGCCGUCGCAACCGGACAGUUCAAGAGAUCGUACAAGGAGCUUUGAGACCACUUGAGUUGAAUCUCACACCUGUAUCUUAGUAGUGUAACAUAAGAGGUGAUUUUGGUUUAUAUAGGUUUACAUCUAUUUGAAUGAUAAUUAUUUGGUUUUGUAUCAUUAUCAUUUUUUUUUUUUUUUAAAUGUCUUAUUCACCAUUUGUCACGAGCCUGUCAAUAGUGAGUGAGAGUGAGUGGGGGGUUGUUUUAUUUCUUGCAUCCCAUGACCAGUGUUGGUCAAGUGUAAUCGGCACUUCAUUCUGGUUAUCAAAAUGUAAACUAUGUUAUUCAUAUUGAGUUUGGCUUUCUAGUA
Messenger RNA from Macadamia integrifolia, 725 nucleotides. RefSeq names its product transportin MOS14-like. Gene Ontology annotation, cellular component: cytoplasm; nuclear membrane. The record is from RefSeq and is a predicted model, not a curated record. Gene Ontology annotation, biological process: protein import into nucleus. NCBI's taxonomy places the organism in Eukaryota, Viridiplantae, Streptophyta, Magnoliopsida, Proteales, Proteaceae.